Austrofundulus limnaeus is the source of this 4363-nucleotide messenger RNA. RefSeq names its product ATG9 autophagy related 9 homolog A (S. cerevisiae) (gene atg9a). Lineage: Eukaryota; Metazoa; Chordata; Actinopteri; Cyprinodontiformes; Rivulidae. Gene Ontology annotation, cellular component: phagophore assembly site; autophagosome. Gene Ontology annotation, biological process: protein localization to phagophore assembly site; autophagy of mitochondrion; piecemeal microautophagy of the nucleus. The transcript has 20 exons. The coding region runs from base 309 to 2870 and encodes 853 amino acids. The record is from RefSeq and is a predicted model, not a curated record.
GCUCAGCGAUGACGGAAGCCACAGUGCUAGUCGUUUCGAAAAUGAAACUGGCUUGCUUGACUUCAAGAGAGAGCGAAGAUGAAACGAAAAUAACACGGCGUACRGAUUAAAAACGCGAUAUUUUGCGUGUUUUACACCAAACCCCAGUGGAAGCAGAGGAGCCGGGCCGGUCGGACUUCAUGCGGUGGAAGUCGAGAGGAGACGUGUUUUUGCUGGAUAUGUUCAGGAACCAGAGCAGAAUGGGACGUACUAACCUCCAAUGGAUUCUGUAGCAGUGACUGCUCUGUGACACUGAACAGGUCGUCACUAUGGCACACUUCGACAUGGAGUACCAGCGUCUGGAAGCAUCCUACAGCGACUCUCCCCCGGGAGAGGAGAACCUGCUGAUGCACGUGCCCGAAGGAAGCAAAUCUCAGUGGCACCACAUAGAAAACCUGGACCUGUUUUUUCAAAGAGUCUAUAACCUGCACCAGAAGAAUGGAUUCACCUGCAUGUUGAUGGGAGAGAUCUUUGAGCUGGUUCAGCUGCUGUUUGUGGUUGGCUUCACGGUAUUCCUCGCCAACUGUGUGGAUUACGACAUACUCUUUGCCAACAAGUUUGUAAACCAUACCGAUUCGUCUAAAGUCACCUUACCGGAUGCGAUCCUCCCAGUGGAGGUCUGCAGUGCYCAUAUUCGAGACAAUGCGUUUGUAAUCUUUGUUCUGAUCAUCUCUGGGGUGUUUUGGCUACAUCGCUUUGUGAAAUUUAUCUACAACGUUUGCUGUUACUGGGAGAUCAGGUCGUUCUACAUCAACGCCCUGAAGAUGUCCAUGUCAGAGCUCCCCUACGUAACAUGGCAGGAGGUCCAGGCCAGGAUAAUAGAGAUCCAGAAGGAGCAUCAGAUUUGCAUUCACAAGAAAGAACUGACAGAGCUCGACAUUUACCACCGCAUCCUCCGCUUUAAAAACUACAUGGUUGCUAUGGUGAACAAAUCGCUCCUUCCGGUGCGAUUUCAGCUUCCUGUGCUCGGAGAUUGCGUGUUUUACACCCGGGGUCUUAAAUACAACUUUGAGCUCAUCUUUUUUUGGGGACCAGGUUCUCUGUUCGAGAAUGAGUGGAGUCUUAAAGCAGAGUAUAAGAGAGGAGGCAACAGGCUGGAGCUCGCAGACAGGCUGGCAUCUCGUAUCCUUUGGAUUGGCAUYGCUAAUCUGCUGCUGUGUCCAGUCAUCCUUGUGUGGCAGAUUCUGUAUGCCUUCUUUAGUUACACYGAGGUGAUCAAGCGAGAGCCUGGUUCUCUGGGGGCGAGGUGUUGGUCUCUCUAUGGACGAUGUUACUUACGUCAUUUUAACGAGCUGGACCAUGAGCUCAUGUCUCGCCUCAGCAAAGGCUACAAGGCUGCAUCGAAGUACAUGAACUGUUUCCUGUCACCGCUCCUGACAGUGGUCGCUAAAAAUGUAGCGUUCUUCGCUGGCUCCCUCCUGGCCGUUCUCAUUGCCCUGACAAUCUAUGACGAGGAUGUUCUCGCAGUGGAACACGUUCUCUCAUCAAUCACACUGCUUGGAGUGUGUAUCACAGUCUGCAGGUCAUUUAUUCCUGAUAAGCACAUGGUGUUCUGUCCCGAGCAGCUGUUGCAGGUCAUCUUAGCUCAUAUCCACUAUAUGCCUGACCACUGGCAGGGCAAUGCACACAGAUAUGAGACACGAGACCAGUUUUCACAGCUCUUCCAGUACAAAGCAGUGUUUAUUCUAGAGGAGCUGCUAAGUCCAGUGGUGACUCCCAUCAUCCUCAUCUUCUGUCUGAGGAGGAAGUCUCUGGAGAUCAUAGAUUUCUUCAGGAACUUCACCGUGGAGGUGGUUGGGGUUGGAGACACCUGCUCUUUCGCCCAGAUGGACAUAAGACAGCACGGACACCCUGCGUGGAUGUCAGCAGGGAAGACUGAGGCGUCCAUCUACCAACAGGCAGAGGACGGGAAGACGGAGUUAUCGCUGAUGCACUUCGCCCUCACAAACCCCCACUGGCAGCCUCCUCAGGAGACGACACACUUCAUCAGCCAGCUGAAAGAAAGAGUUCACAGAGAGGCAGCAGGGGCUGCUUCUGACAUACACCCGCUCUCCUUGUCAGAGUCUGAACCCAGGAGUCUUGUUGCAAACCUCUUGACGGGCCCCUCCACGCUGGCGCCUGUUCAUUUUGCCUGCGACAUGUCUUUGACAAAUAAUGCAGCAGCUGGUAUGAACACUGGAGCUUCUGCCCUGCGCUCUCUGUCACCAGUCAGCAGCAGUCUUAACCUGCGAGGCAGUUUGAGUGCUGCUCAGAGAGUUAGUGGUUUCACUGGCAAAGGAAUGACAGGCUCUGGGACUGAUGCUCGGACUGUGAGCUCAGGCAGCAGUGCCUGGGAGGGUCAGCUCACCAGCUUGGUCCUUUCAGAGUAUGCCUCCACUGAAAUGAGCAUCCACGCGCUAUACAUGCAUGAGCUUCACAAGCAGCAAGCCCGCGGCGAGCAGUCACGCCACACGUGGCACCGGCAGGACAGCGACGAAAGCAGCGACAGCAUCCCGGACGAAGUGAGAAGCGAACCCAGUGCUCGCUCUCGGAACUUCCCGCGCUCGCACACCUUCCCCGCCAUGGCUCCKAGUCCUAGUGCGAUUCCCACCUCGGCCUCAGCGUCAGCCACCGGCUCUGCUGCGGUAGACCAGUCGCAGAGCAGCAGUCAGCRGCACCACAGUGGGCUGGCAACAGACCUUGUCGGGUCAGGAGGAAAAGUGGUGAGGACAGCCCGCGUGCCAAUGGGUGGAUGGGCAGAGGAUGGUAAAGCAGCAUCACGACACCAUCAGCCGCUCCCAGAGGAGACUUCAGAGGAUGAGUUGCCUCCUCACGUACACAAGGUUACAUAAUCAAGCCGUGUGAAUAUGUAUCUACAYCCUAAACACAUCCACAUUUGCAUCUUCCACUGGACUGAUGUUUCUUUUUCAGAGAUAUGAAAACGGACGUGUGCUGCGGGGUUUAUCACCAUCCAUUCAAAAGCUCAAAGCGUGACAUCUGUGCAAGUUAAGACUGGUCAUUUAAAAACAGUUAGCGUAUGACUUUCAGAGCAUACUGUGGUGUUUCCUAAAACGGAUGAACGGAUUCUGCCAUCAGAAGUGGAUCUAAAAGAUCAAGUUAUUUCUUUUAGCCACUGAUAACCUCAGCUAAGAAUUUUUAUKAUGUGAAAAGAUUGUAAAGUUAGAAUAUAUGUUUUUGCUGCAGCAAAGAGAAAAAGAAAAACGUCAACAKUAUCUGGAAGUAUUGUCAGUGAAUUGCUAACAGUUUGCAUGUUAGCUAAGAAAAAUUUAAACUGAUUUCUAUUUGUUGCUUAGACUUUUACAAAUAAUGGGAAAGAAAAACUAAUUAGAUUAUUUUCAAUGCAUAAUUUCUUUCAAAGAGUGAAUACUUGCCAACAUGUCUUCAAAAGAUGCCAGUAACAGACUUUCGUUGUGGUAGUUGAAUAACUAGCAUUAAGGUGUGUUUUCUAUAAUAGGUUUGCAUUUUAACUCUURGCAAAAACCAAACGAAAAAGAUCUCUCUUAAAUUUUUAUUAGAUGACUUUUUUUAUUUGAUUUGUGUGAAACUUUGUCUUGAAUUUGGAUUUGCCCAGAGAAAUACAUGUUUAAAUGUUGAAUUGAUCAGAGCAGCAGCUGUUUCGGUCUAUAAAUAAACUCUAUGUGACAAAACACUCAACUGUAAGACCAGCAUUGUGAGACGGGUAUGUAAACUGAUUUCAAUCUGAUGUCACCUAAUUUUUUUUGCUUGCUUGUUCAUUCUUUUAAAACAAAUUUCUUAUUAAUUAAGCAGUGGUUUCAGCAUGAAACAAACUSUUUUGACUUAUGAAGAGGGGCCCAMGCGCAUGCACCGAGUUCAAACCUGAUCACCCCAUUUUUCCCCCAAUCACAGUUUGUCUGUUUACCCUCAUCAGUUAGACAGUUCUGCAAAUAAAGACUUAUGCACUUUAAUAACUUGUUUCAAAGCAUAAGAUAUCUCCUAACGUGUUUUUUUAUUUUGUAAGUUUUUGUAUACAUACAUUUUGUAAUUUAUUUCAUGUGUCAAAAGGAUGUGCCAUGAUGAAUGAAAGCUACGAGUCAAGUAUGUCAAUAUUUUGCACUGUAACAAAAAAAGUAAACAAAACAGUCAAGUUGUGGGAUGAAUAUGGAGAAAGGGAAUGAAGUGAUUUGGGAUGGUAAAUAAAGUCAUAACUGYUUGUUUUGUUGAAUAGAUGCUGUAUAAUACCACUUUGUACAAUUGUAAAUUCAUCUAUUAAAGAACCAACAAUUACUGUGUGCAGCCUGAUGAAGAACUUGAUGUUUAAUGAUGGCUGAGUGCUGUAACAAGGAAAAUAAACUGUUUCAUUUAU